Molecule: messenger RNA, 2577 nt
Organism: Paramecium pentaurelia
Lineage: Eukaryota; Ciliophora; Oligohymenophorea; Peniculida; Parameciidae
Source: the annotation of a GenBank genome assembly
AUGGCUGAUAAAGAACAAAUAGCAAUGCCUUAUUUAAAUUUUAGUAUAAAAUAGCCAAUUAAUAUAUUAAGCAUUUCAAAAUAUGUAGAAUAUUAAAUAUAGCGAACAUUUGACUCCUUAAAAACAUAGAUCCAUGGAAUAAUUAUUAAAAUCCCCUGGAAUUCAAGACCUCGUCAAAGAUUCUAUAAAAUCAGUUUUAAAUAAUCCAAAUCAUAUAACAUAAUAUCGAUAUGAAAACUAAGAGAGAUCUGAAAGUCCUAUGCCUUCAUCUUAAUUACCAAAACUUGAGAGAUACAAUAAUACGAAUGUAUUAAAGUAGAUUCAUCAUCUUAAAUAGAAGAAAAGUUAAUAAUUUAUCAAUAUUAGAUGCCAAUUCUCCAAAAUCUUAUAAGAAAUCUUACAAUCUUCAUUAAAAGUUUAAGUAGGGUCGUUUCUUAUAAAUGUUUCCUUAAGUAGAUGGUUAGAAUACCUUAAAUAUACAAUCAAAGCCUAUCCAUGUGAUAAGUAUUAUUGACAGUAACAUUAGAAAGGAUUAAAUUAUAGGAAGCAUUUCUAAAUAAUUCUAUGGAUGCUAGAGCAGAGAGAGAUAUUAUAGAAAAGUUAAAAUAAAAGAUGGAAAUGGACAAAUAGAAUAGAUUAAAUGAUAUUGAAACAGUAAAGGCCUUGAAAUUAUUAGAACCUCGUAAAAAUUCUUAAUUGCUUAAAACAUCUCGAAAUUCUAAAUUUGAAAAUAUAUCAAAUAUGUCUGGAAUGUCAUAAUCAUAAUAAAUUCCCUAAGUAACAGGUCCUAUUAUAUUAUAACCAAUAUAAUAAUAAUAAUAAGUAACUAAAUAAAAAAAAAAAAAAUAAAAAAAAUUUGAUGGAAUUUAUUUUAUUGAUCCAAAAUAUCCUUAAGAUGUUGUAUUUUAAGAAAAAUAUGCUUCAAUGAGACAUUAUUUUAAUAUUUUGAAUCUUUCAAAUUGUAUAUUUGUUUAACCAACAGUAAAUAUUUACAAGGCAUAUGUUGGGAAAGGGAAUAAUGGUAUGUUAGUAAGACAAAUUUUAAAAUCUCGAUGGUGGUGGAGUAUAUAAGAUGAAAUGGAAUAAUGUCAUUUUGUAUGGACACAAUUAAAAGUAAAUUCAAUUCAUGAGAAUAUGAAAUCUUUGAUUAGAAAUCCAAAUGAAUAAAAUACAUGUUAAAGUGCUUCAUCUUCAAUUACUACAAUAGGUUCAAUUGGACUAUAUAAAUAAGAUGAUUAAAGUGAUAAUGAAUAACAAAUAAAAAAUAAUAAGAUAGUAAAUUCAUAAUGGAGCAAAUUUUUAUCUUAUAAUGAGAUUAGAUAAUAUAGUCAAAUAUUGAAUGGUUAAGGAAGAUUUUCUAAAUUAUUAACAUUAGAAUAAGCAUAAAAUAUAAAGAUGAAAUUAACAAUAUAUAAUGAGCCAAUAAAAGUUCAUAAUCAUUUGGAAAAUAAUUUUCAUUUAGGAAAUAAGAAAGCAUUAUUUUAUAAUAUGAAAGCUUAUUAUGAAUCAUAAAAUAUAAAUGUAUUUGACAAUUUACCAGUUACUUAUCAUAUUAAAAGUUUAGAUGGUCUAGAAUAUAAAUAAUUUUUGGAUGCUUAUAAAGAGAGAUAAUAAUUGAUAAAUUCUGAAUAGGAUAAGCGUAGAAAUAUUUGGAUAAUAAAACCAGGAGAAAUAACAAAUAGAGGUAAUGGAAUCAAAAUCUCUGAAGAUUUGAAUGAAAUAUAAUCAAUAUUAAAUUCAAGAGAAAUGCAUAAAAAUGGAAGUUACAAAACAUUUAUUGUUUAAUUGUAUAUUGAUAGACCAUUACUUUACAAUAAAAGAAAAUUUGAUAUUAGAUGUUACAGUUUAUAUGUUUCUAUUAAUGGAAACUAAAAAGGUUAUUGGUAUACAGAAGGAUAUGUAAGAACAUCAAGUAAGGAAUUCUCAAUGAAGAAUUUGACAAAUAAAAUGAUUCAUCUUACUAAUGAUGCUGUAUAAAAGAAAGGAGAGGAUUAUGGAAAGUAUGAAAAAGGUAAUAAAGUGAGUUUUGAAGAAUUUGCUGUAUAUAUUGAAAAUUUAGGAGGUGAUUUUACAAAAAUUUAUUAAAAAAUGAAAGUAUUAUUAAAUAAUAGUUUAUAUUUUAGUAAAUGGCAACUGAUUAAUUUAGAGCUGUUUAUGGUAAAAUGGAUUAAAAUAAAAAAGAAAAUACAUUUGAAAUAUUUGGAUUAGAUUUUAUGAUAGAUGACUCAUUUAAAGUAUUAAUGAUUGAAGCCAAUACAAAUCCAUCAAUUGAAAUUUGUUGUCCACUUUUAUCUAAAUUAAUACCUUAAAUGUUAGAUAAUGCAUUCAAGUAUUAAAUAAUAUAAUUAAAAGAAUAUCUUUAGAUCCAAUAUUUCCACCACCAAAUUUUUAUAAUCCUAAAAAAAUAAUAUGUGAUAAUUAUCUUGAUAAUAAAUUUGAAUUGGUUUUUGAUGAAGUUACUGAUGCACCACUCUUAAAUUAGAGUUAAUAAAAUUGUAAUAUCAUAUUUAUAUAAUAUUUCUAGAUGAUAUUGGCCUUAUUGAAGAAGAAUCAGAAGAGGAAGAAGAACCUUAAUGA